AUUUCUCUUAAUUGUAUAUUCUCUGUAUCCCUUAUUUCGACUCUAUGGAGUCGACUCUCCCCUCUCUACCCUAAAACACACUCACCCACUUCCCCUGUAUAAACCUCUCUCUCUCUCUCUCUCUCUCUCUCUCUCUCUCUCCUUCUUCUUCUUCUCUCUCUCUCUCCUGCCAUGAAAAUCGCAGUUCAUGGAAACAUAAUAAUAAACUCCUCUGAAAUCUCCCAUCUUUAUGACUUUUGCUUCCUGAGUUUUCAAUUUCUUGUCCGAACGCUCUGAAACUUUUUUGAGACACCUCUCCCCAAUAAUAAACGAUAAAAAGAGACUAUUAACACACACACACACGAAUCCAUGGCGGAGAAUCUCGCUUGUGGAGAAACCAGCGAUUCAUGGAUCAUUGACGACGACGAUGAAAUCAACUGUGGCGGCGGGUUUAUGAACGAGUCCGAUUAUAGCCAUGAUCUUUUUACCAAAGACGAUAACUUUCACGGCAACGGAUCAAUUCCGGCGAUGGGUUCUCCUCCAUCGUCGCUGAGAGAAGACAGAAUCGGAGAGAUGCUGGAGAGGGAGGCCGAGUUUUCCCCCGGAGCUGAUUACCUCAAGAGGUUGCGUUCUGGGGAUUUGGAGUUUCGUGUCAGGAACCAAGCUCUGGAUUGGAUUCUAAAGGUUUGUGCUCACUACAAUUUUGGACCUCUGUGCAUAUGUCUAUCCAUGAACUACUUGGAUCGGUUCUUAACUUCCUAUCAAUUGCCAAAAGACAAGGCUUGGGCUGUUCAGUUGCUAGCUGUCUCUUGCUUAUCAUUAGCAGCCAAAAUGGAAGAAUCAGAUGUUCCUCAAACUGUUGAUUUACAGGUGGGAGAUCCCAAGUUUGUUUUUGAGGCCAAAACGAUUAAAAGGAUGGAACUUUUGGUACUCAACACAUUGAAUUGGAGGUUGCAAGCUCUAACUCCAUUCUCCUUCAUUGAUUAUUUCAUUUACAAGAUCAACGGUCACGUGUCAGAGAAUUCGAUCUACAGAUCGUCACAGUUCAUCUUGAACACCACUAAAGCAAUUGAAUUCUUAGAGUUGAGGCCUUCUGAGAUAGCUGCAGCAGCGGCAGUGUCUGUUUCCGUUUCAGGAGAAAUUAAGUGCAUUGAUGACGAAAAGGCAUUGUCUCAUCUCACAAAUGUUAAUCAGCGUUGGGAUCAUUGUCCUUUUUCUUUAGCAGGAGAGAGUGAAGAGAUGUUUGAGUCUGAUGAGAAGCCUCGCGGAGGAGAAUGUGCCGGGAAGUGGACUAUCGCCGCAGCAGCAGCCGCGGUUAGCGGCAAGAGCUGUACCGGAGAGUCCAGUGGGAGUGUUGGAAGCAACAUGUUUGAGCUAUAA
Molecule: messenger RNA, 1359 nt
Organism: Thlaspi arvense
Lineage: Eukaryota; Viridiplantae; Streptophyta; Magnoliopsida; Brassicales; Brassicaceae
Source: the annotation of a GenBank genome assembly